AUGUCCCUUAAAGUGACACUUGGUUUGUUUGUGACGUACCUUGCGCUUGCUAACGGAGCCAGCAUUUUAGACUAUCUGGACUGGGAUGGCGGUAAGAAACUGAUUGAUGUACCAGAGCUACGCAAUGAUCAGCCAAACAGGAACUGCAUGUGCAAAGGCCCAGCCUGCGUGUGCUGUGUUGAUUUCAACAUCACAUUCGUAGAUCUUGGUGGACCUGGAUGCGUACAUAUGAAAUAUGUGUCACCGGAAGAAGGAUUCUCGGUGAACGUGUCUUAUGGCAAAAAUCUUAUCCACACUUCUAAAAUACAAGGUGCCAAUCCAGCACCAAUAUGCCUGGAGGUCUUUGGGAAGUUUGCUCAAGUCUGCGCCAAGUUCAAUGACUUAGCUCCUACUGCAGACGGCCUUCGUGGUUGUCUUGAGCUUGAACCUAGAUUGCUUGGAGAAGCUCAACUGGAGUUCCCGAUCGGCUGUUUCAAAUCGACUGCUGGGGGAAUGGAAAUGGAAGAUCCUCCCGCAGAACCAGAAGAGGCGACUGAAGAAACCGCAACGGAAGAAAGCACUUUUGAUGUAGGAUUCUUAACGGACUUAGUUAUAACUGCGGAAAAGGGUAUCGCAUUCCUCAGUAACUUUCUAGAUAUCCCCACAAAAAGAAAUGAAACUACAACAAUCAAACCUAUUACUAGCACAGCUCAAGACAGUUCUCAAAGAAGGGCUCCAAAGAACAUCAAACACCCCAACCAUUUGUGA
Pararge aegeria (speckled wood butterfly) is the source of this 747-nucleotide messenger RNA. RefSeq lists its product as uncharacterized. NCBI's taxonomy places the organism in Eukaryota, Metazoa, Arthropoda, Insecta, Lepidoptera, Nymphalidae. The record is from RefSeq and is a predicted model, not a curated record. The transcript has 5 exons. Bases 1 to 747 code for a protein of 248 amino acids.